CUCUGACCCAACAGGCCUUGGGCUCCCAGACCAGAGCGCAGCUGACCUGACCUGAGGAGAAGACUCUCCCCGGAGGCGGUUCUGAUCUCAACACCUAGUCGCUAGCCAGCGCACCCCAACCUUACCAUGUCUUCAGAGCACCCCUCCUCAUUCGACGACAUGAUGGAACUCUCUGAAGACUCAUUUGAGACGAUGAUGGAGCCUAAGAAUCCAUCAUCAAAACAAAUGGAGUCCUCAGAGGGCUCGAGCGACAACACCGCCAGCGCAGGGCAGGGCAUCGAGCGGAAGCAGGAGCAGGAGCAGGAGGAGGAGGAGGAGGAGGCCGGGGCGGCCGGAGGCACCCCGGCCCCAGCGGGGGGAGAGCUGCCCUGUGACCUCCGCCAAGACAUGGAGGAGCCAUCCAGUGGCCCACGUAGCGAAAACACGGAUCCACCCAAUGACCUACUCCAAGACGUGGAGGGGUCCUACUCCGGAGCCCGGCCGGGAGAGAAGGGAGAGGCGCCUGCAGCGGCGAGGGGAGCGGCGGCGGCGGCGGCGGCGGCCCCCAUGGGCGCCCACUGGGGAGACGGCCCCGAGGACGACACUGACCUGGAUGAAGAGAGCAGCUCCGGGCAGCGGGCAGAAGGCUCCGGCGGCGAGAUCAUGGGCAUGGUGCACUCCAUCAUCUCUCUGUACUUCCGCAUGCAAGACCUGCAGGAGCAGCAGAAGGUGGCCGAAGAGAUCCUGAUGAGAGCCGUGGCCCAGGGCCACCUGCCCGCACCCACCCCCUUCUCGGGAGACCGCCGCCAGUACCGCGAGUUCAUCGUGCUCUGCCAGCUCAUCCUGCAGAGCUGCCCACGCGUGUUCCACAGCGACCGUCUGCGCGUGGGGUACGUCAUCUGCCACCUGUCGGGCGUGGCCCUGGAGUGGGCCCAGGCGCUGGUGCGGGAGGGCAGCCCGCUGGUGGACGACUUCCCCGCCUUCCUGGAGGCCAUGUCCGAGGUGUUCGAGUACCGCCAGGCACGCCGCCUGGCCGAAGACGCCGUGUUCAGCCUGCGCCAGGGCGACCGCGGGGCGCUCGAGUACGUCACCGAGUUCCGGGGCCUGGCGGCCACCCUGGGCUGGCCCGACGAGGUGCUGCAGGCCCACCUGUGCCAGGGUCUCAACGACGACAUCCGCCGUUACCUGUUCCGGGUGCCGCAGCCGUCCUCGCUGGACAGCCUCAUCACGCUGGUCCUGCAGAUCGAAGAGAAGGUGGCCGAGCACCGCGCCAUCCUGCGCCUGCCCCCGGCCUCUCGGCCCCGCAACCUCACCUGGCCCGACGCGCCCGCCCCCGAGCGCUGGUCCGUCAGCAGCUGGCUGCCGUCCGAGAUGAGCCCCAUCAUCGACCGCAACCACCUGUUCCUGCUGCUGCUGGUGAGGGUGAACCCCUACCACAGCGUGGCCGUGCGCGCCCUGGUGGACUCGGGCGCCAGCGGCAACUACAUGGAUGAACGGUUCGCCCAGGACCACUACGUGGAGCUGUACGAGAAGACUUACCCCCAGUCGCUGGAGACGGUGGACGGAGGACAAGUGGGCAGCGAGCCGGUGUGGUUCUACACCGAGCCCCUGGUGUGUAUCCAUCAGAACCACCAGGAGUCGCUGGAGUUCGACAUCGUGCCCUCUCCUAACUUCUCCGUCAUCCUCGGCGUCAAGUGGCUGCGCACCCAUCUGCCCGACAUCGACUGGGUGAGGGGCCGCUGCACCUUCCACUCUCCCUACUGCCUCAAGAAUUGCUUCCGCCCGCCGCCCCCCUGCAUCGCCCUGGAGCGCCACGCCGUGAGCCUCCUGCCCGGACUGCCGCCCCUCUACUCCGACCUGGCCGACGUGUUCAACCCGAAAGAAGCUGAGGAGACAUCCGACCAGCCAAGCUCAGACGGAUCCGAUGAUCUUUCUGAAUCAGAGCCCUCUGAGCUUCAGCAGGCUGGAGACAGUGAUCACAGCAGCAGCAGCAGCGACACCUUCUACGACUGCUCCUCCACCGCGUCCUGGGAGCGCAGCCGCCGCCCCCACGUACCAGACAGCGACAGCGACACCGACACCUACACCGACGCCGAGACUGACGGCGAGUACGACAACCAGAGCGUGGGGUACGAGAACCAGAGCGUGGGGGAGGUGAGCCAGAGCAGCAGCGAGGAGGAAAGCGAGCAGGAGGAGGAGGUGGCGGCCGCCACGGUGGCGGCGGCGGGCGGCAGCGGGGCGGGAGGGCAAGGGGAAGAGGCCGCGGACGCCCAGGACAUGCUGGGCGAUGCCCACGACUCCGUGCAGAUCAUCCCCGAGCUGUUCGACCAGCUGCACGGGGCCACGCUCUUCACCAAGCUGGAGCUGCGGGGCACCGUCGUGGACCAGGGCAAGAACACCAGGCAGGUGGAGCGCGUGUGGCGGGCGGCCUUCGGCCUGGACGCCCAGCCCCGCAGAAACUACCGGCCCUUCGUGCGGGGCCCCGACCCCACCAUCCGCCAGAAGGCCAUCCACGUCAUCCUGCGCGGCCUGCUGGGCCGCUUCGCGCUGGCCUACGGGCAGGACGUGGUGGUGUUCUCCAUGAGCCAGGAGGAGCACGAGCAGCACGUGCGCCAGGUGCUGGUGCGUCUGCGCUACCACCGCGUCUACUGCUCCCUCGAGCGCAGCCAGUUCCACCGCCGCAGCGUGGAGUUCCUGGGCUUCGUGCUCACGCCCGAGGGCGUGCGGCUCAACCGCAGCAUCGUCGGCACCGUGGCCGGCUACCCCAUUCCCGGCUCCAGGCGCUCCGUGCGGGAGUUCCUGGAGUUUGCGGUGCCCUACCGCCACUUCAUCCGGCGCUACGCCGUCCUGGCCGAGCCCAUCGCCCGCCAGCUCGCCGCCGAUCGGCCCUUCCGCUGGGGCGCCGAGGAGCAGGAGGCCUUCGAGGCCCUGCAGCGCGCCUUCCGCACCGCACCCCAGCUGCGCCACCCCCGGCCGCAGCACCCCUUCUACCUGGACACGGGCUCCACCCCCAGCGCCCUGCACGCCACCCUCGUCCAGGUCGAUGAGCAGACCGGCCGCAGAGUGAGCUGUGCCUUUUACUCGCGCAGCUACCGCUCGGCCGAGGCCAGCUACACCGCGCUGGAGCGGAAGAUCCUCCCCGUCCGGGCUUCUUUCAUGGUGUGGAGCCGCUACCUGGAGAACACCGAGGAGCCCAUCAUGAUCCUUACGAACACUGAGGACCUAGCCUCUUUGAAUAAUGACAGGCUCACCGUACUUCUCCCAGGGCACUGGGCUUUUUUCUUCUCUCAGUUCCACUUCGACGUGAUGGAGCGGCCGGAGGCCGAGGACGGGCGCCCGCCCCCGCCCCUGCGCCACCCCGGCCGCCGCCGCCGCCUCCGCCCGUUGUCCCUGCAGGGCCUGCCCCAGCUGCUGCUGGCCCUGGCCGGCGUCCAGGACGCCCGCGCCCCCCACGGUGAGUCCCCCCAGGCCCUCGGGCUCCGCCGGGAGCUGCUGGCCCUGCUGCCCGCCGACCGCGUGCUGGGCAGCCUGCUCAGCCACCUGGGCCGGGCCCAGGUGCGCGCCGUGCUGCUGCACUUUUUCCGCGGCCUGCUCUACUUCAAGAACAGCCUGGCGCUCGCCGCGCUGCUGGUCCUGCUCCGACGCCCGCAGACCCCCGCGCUGCCCCCUCCCCCCGUGCCCGGCGUGGCCCGGCCCCUGCCCGCCCGCUCGCUCAGCAUGGUCUUCGGCCCCGCCCACCUGACCGGCCCCGCCAUCCGCACCGCCCUGGCCCAGCUGGUGGCCCAGAUGCCGCGACUGGCCGGGCAGCACGCCGUGCUGGCCCGGGAGCUGACCGAGCUGUUCAUGGGCCCCGGCUUCGCGCGCCGCAACGCCCAGCUGCCCCAGCUGCCCCGCCGCCUCCUCUUCACGCCCGGCUUCUGGCUGAUGCUCUGCGACUUCUUCCACGUGCGGGCCACCCCCCGCACCCGCGCCCGCCCCGGCCGCCACGGCCGCCGCCUGGAGCUGCACGUGCGGCCCGACGAGGUGGUCGUCAUGCGGGAGGCCCUGCAGGCCGCCCUGCACGGGGUCCGGCAGCCCGGCCUGCACGACGGCCGGCAAGACAGCCCGCAGGACGCCCCGGAGGCCGCCGCCGCCGUCGUGCCCGCGCCCGCGCCCCCGCCCGACAUGGCCGCUGCCACCGACGCCACCAGGGGCACCGCCACUGGCGCCACAGCCAGCACGGCCAGUGACACCGCCACUGACGCCGCCAGUGGCAUCCUCGCCGUUGUCCCCAGCGCGCCCCCGGCUGAGACCCCCGACCUGCUCUCGCUCGGACGCCUAGAGCCCAGCAGAGGGGGGCUCAUGGGGGACAUGCACCCCGAGGCCGUGGCCCGCUUCCUGUCGGAGGUCUGCUCCAACAUGCUCACUGCCCACGAGGUGCCCCCCUGCCGCGGCGGCCGGGGGAUCCGACCCGCCAUUGGGGGGUGGCCCCUCGCCAUCCGGGGGGAGCCCAGCAGGGCUCAGCCCCUGGCCAUCAGGCCCCAGGUCUCCCCAAGCAGGGUCCAGCCCUACUCCAUCAGGCCACAGCCCCCCGUCAGGGGGCACCCCUACUCCAUCAGGCCCCGGCCCCCCGUCAGGGGGCACCCCCACGCCAUCAGGCCCCAGCCCCCCACCCUCCGGGGCCACCCCCACGCCAUCAGGGUGCAGCUGCCCACCAUCAGGAUCGAGCCCCCCGCUGACAGCGAGCCGGAGGAAGAGGGUCCUGAGGAUGGGGACCUGCCCGGCCCACAGUGAAGCCCCUCGCCGAGCCCCCACCCACAACGCUGAGCCUCUCCCAACACUGAGCCCCCCACCCCCCAGAACACCUCGUGAGAUCCUGCCCACAACCCAGGGGAGCCGUGAAGGGGACACACCCUGAACUCGCCCCACCAGCAACCCCCCCGUGGCCCACAGCCGGACACAGCAGGCUGGUCAUUGCUCCAGGGGCAGCAGAGGGACAGCGGGGACAGCAGGAAACACCUCCCCCCCGGCAGCAGCCAGCCAGCAAGCAAGCAAGUGGAGGGACACCCCCGGGCCCACCCCGCCUGGCCUGGGACACUGACCUUGAAUGCUUCAGAGACCUGUACCUCCUUGGUGCUGCUGGCCCCCCACCUCCUCCCCCACCCACUGGUGUCCAGCCUCCCCCCCCCCAAGCAAGCACCCCCCCACCCGCCCCAACACUGCCUGUCUGUCCCUGAACAUCAACUCUUACCUGGACACUGUCCUCAUCCGACGUGCCAACACUCACCUGUGUGGUCCCCACUCCCAUGGCCCCCAUGGGGCAGCCUCACUGCCAGGGCCCCUCCCCACUCCCCCACAGCACAGGGGCCCUGGAGCCCGAGACAAGGGGAGGGGGCUCCCCAGAGACUGACAGGGCCCCCACAUCCCACUGUUGCCCUCUAUCAUGGGCACCCACCCCUGCCCCUCCUGCCCCCAUCUUGUGAUGACCCCUCAAUAAAGCAGAAUCAAUGAGUA
Molecule: messenger RNA, 5472 nt
Organism: Erinaceus europaeus (western European hedgehog)
Lineage: Eukaryota; Metazoa; Chordata; Mammalia; Eulipotyphla; Erinaceidae
Gene: RTL1
Product: retrotransposon Gag like 1
Exons: 3
Coding region: 127-4752 (1541 amino acids)
Source: RefSeq, a predicted model, not a curated record